This is a messenger RNA of Hypoxylon fragiforme, 1660 nucleotides long. RefSeq names its product gated mechanosensitive channel. Gene Ontology annotation, molecular function: mechanosensitive monoatomic ion channel activity. The transcript has 5 exons. Bases 619 to 1188 code for a protein of 189 amino acids. The record is from RefSeq and is a predicted model, not a curated record. Lineage: Eukaryota; Fungi; Ascomycota; Sordariomycetes; Xylariales; Hypoxylaceae. Gene Ontology annotation, biological process: intracellular water homeostasis; monoatomic ion transport.
GCCGUGUACCACGUGCUUUUUUUUGAUGUUUUGGCGGGUUGGCGGUUUCGUUGAUAUGGCGCACCUUAAGAUCGCGUGAGCGUCGCAUCGUUUACCACUUGCCCGAGAUAAGGGUGGGAUAUUCAGUACUUGCAUGAGAUCUGAGGCCAUGACGUCGAUCCCACCCACCAUGCAAUUCAGCAACCUCAAAUAGAAAGUUUCAAAGUCGAAGGAUGGUGGACUAAUCCUAAUAAAGUUUCAAUCUUCCAUCUGCUCUUUCCCUUUAUUGGGCGUUUUGCAUUAUCCCUAGUUCUUGGUGUUCCCCACACAAGAGCACCUGAGCUGGCUGGCUACCUAGGCAAGCGCAGUUUAUCAUAAACUUUACCAUCAACUUCAGCGCCCACGCAGCUGCCAUGAGGGGGCAAGUGGGUUAGGGGUUGACUGUUGGGUAUAUGAAUUGCAUAUGAAUCUGUGUCACCCAAAACUCUCAUAUUCUACUCUCACAUCCAACAUUCGAAAACUAAUACCCCUAAAGUUAUCUAUAUGUCUUUAUAUAUUCACUUACCUCACAUAUAGCUGAAUACCUAGGUACAUACCUACCUGUAUAUUUAGUACGCCUUUCUCCAGAUUAGACUCACGAUGCCUACCCCUCCAUGGGUCCGUGACGAAGAGGCCGCAGAGGCGGCGGAAGAGGAGAGACGGACCUUGCUACAAGAAGGCGAAGUGAAGGCGCGGAAAGUCUUUUCCGGUUUCGUUGAUUUCGCCUUCUCCGGCAACAUUCUCGAAAUCGCCUUUGGCUUGAUUCUAGCAACAGCAUUUACGGCUGUUACCACCUCCCUCGUGAGCGAUAUCCUUCUCCCACCACUCUCGGUAAUCCUCCCUUUGCGAAGGAACAUGAACGAAAAGUUCGCGGUAUUGAGGCCCGGACCGAACUACAACAACGAGCACGGCUACAACACCUUAAAGCAAGCGCAGAGUGACGGGGCUAUCAUUCUGGCUUACGGUGUAUUCAUCAAUCGCGUCAUCAACUUCUUAGGCGUUGGCCUUGCGCUUUACGGCAUAGCAAGUCUAUACCAGGCCGUGUCGCACGAUCCCAUCAUCAAGCACACUGUAAAAUGUCGAUACUGUAAAAAACGUGUUAGCGAGAAGGCAAUCCGGUGCGUAAAUUGCACUAGCUGGCUUGACGGGCGAGAAGAGCGAAUGCAUUGAAUGAUGGGCCACGGGCCACUAGGUAAUUCGGCUAGCACUGGGUCGAAUAUCAAGAUUACUGAAAAAACGUCAGUGUUUUUAGAUUGAUCAUUCCGGCCGGUUGGGACAUUGGUCCAGUAACUAGUAUCAGCGUGAUAGAAGAGCUAAAGACAUGGUGGAUAUACCCGGUAGGUCCUGGCCGCGUUCCCAAAACUAGGAGUCCGGUGGUGACCUCAGAAUGUCUUGAAUCUGGAUCGGACAAACCCAUAGCCAAUGCGAUUUGUAAAUAAUGGAACAUCGAUCACUGACUAUCCUCAAACUCGGUAAAUCGGUACGCUGGCACGUCAUGGUGUUUGAAGUUGUGCAGUAUCUACAUAACAUACGUAUUGUAAAUGCGUAGGCAGAUUGAAAAGAGAGAAACGAAAUGGAUCAGAUAAAAGUUGAUAUUUUUAGGGACAUGUACCUCAGUACCCAAUCAAUUCGUUGACCUUGA